CUGUUCAUAAUUUUAAAGGGUGCCUCGAGACUGUUCAUAAUUUUAAAGGGUGCCUCGAGACUGUUCAUAAUUUUAAAGGGUGGCUCGAGACUGUUCAUAAUUUUAAAGGGUGCCUCGAGACUGUUCAUAAUUUUAAAGAGUGCCUCAAGACUGUUCAUAAUUUUAAAGGAGUGCCUCGAGACUGUCCAUAAUUUUAAAGGGUGCCUCAAGACUGUUCAUAAUUUUAAAGGGUGCCUCGAGACUGUUCAUAAUUUUAAAGGGUGCCUCGAGACUGUUCAUAAUUUUAAAGGGUGCCUCGAGACUGUUCAUAAUUUUAAAGGGUGCCUCGAGACUGUUCAUAAUUUUAAAGGGUGCCUUGAGACUGUUCAUAAUUUUAAAGGGUGCAUCGAGACUGUUCAUAAUUUUAAAGGGUGCCUCAAGACUGUUCAUAAUUUUAAAGGGUGCCUCAAGACUGUUCAUAAUUUUAAAGGUUGCCUCGAGACUGUCCAUAAUUUUAAAGGGUGCCUCAAGACUGUUCAUAAUUUUAAAGGGUGCCUCAAGACUGUUCAUAAUUUUAAAGGGUGCCUUGAGACUGUCCAUAAUUUUAAAGGUUGCCUCGAGGCUGUCCAUAAUUUUAAAGGGUGCCUCGAGACUGUUCAUAAUUUUAAAGGGUGCCUCAAGACUGUUCAUAAUUUUAAAGGUUGCCUCGAGGCUGUCCAUAAUUUU
This is a messenger RNA of Staurois parvus, 705 nucleotides long. The record is from the annotation of a GenBank genome assembly. NCBI's taxonomy places the organism in Eukaryota, Metazoa, Chordata, Amphibia, Anura, Ranidae.